Molecule: messenger RNA, 535 nt
Organism: Oppia nitens
Lineage: Eukaryota; Metazoa; Arthropoda; Arachnida; Sarcoptiformes; Oppiidae
Product: vacuolar ATPase assembly integral membrane protein vma21-like
Exons: 1
Coding region: 157-450 (97 amino acids)
Biological process (GO): vacuolar proton-transporting V-type ATPase complex assembly
Cellular component (GO): endoplasmic reticulum membrane
Source: RefSeq, a predicted model, not a curated record
UCAACACACAAAACACACACACAUUGUAUAACUGAUUGAUUGACUGAAAAACUAUAACUAUUUAGUGAUUAUUAACUAAUUAUUAACUAAAAUAUUGUUAAUAAUAAUAAUAAUUAUUAACUAAUAAUAAUAAUAAUAACCCGAUUUCCCGACACAAUGGCCGACCAAAUCGGCGAUCGUAAUCCAUUGAUAACUCUGGUCUACUAUUCGAUAGCAAUGGUCACCUGUCCUAUCGGCGGCUAUUUCCUGUCGCGGCCACUGUUCGAGUUGGUCACCAGCGGUCAAUCGGUUAACAUUUAUUCGGCCAUUACGGCCGUAAUCAUAGUCCACAUUAUAUUGUUUAUGUUUGUCUAUAUUGCCUACAACGAGGACAAAAAGUUGGCCACCACUACUAGCAGUAUGCAGCCGACGGUUAAAGUGUCCAAAACUAUGGCCCAGAAAGUCGACUAAAAAACGGCGAUUAAAUUUAGCCCAAAAAAAAUUUUUUUUUUUGUUUUAUUUGUUUUGAUAUUUAUAUGUAUAAUAUUUAACUACA